AUGUCUGAAUAGGAGGAUUUGUUUGAUUUCGAUAAUUAACCUAAUUGGAAUUCUUAUGAAUUUGAUAUAGACAAUUAAGAAAUGGAAAAUUAACAACUAAAAAGAAUAAAAGAGUAGUGCAAUGUGAAAUUAUUGAAAAGGCAACUUGUAUGCUUGUUUGGUUUUCCAACUAUUUAGGUAGAUAGUUGUCAAAUAUUUUCUUAUCUAAAUGAGAUAAUGGAUUUAAAUGAAAAUGAAUAGAAACGAAGGAUUAGAGUUCUAAUAAGCUUCAUUGGAGAAGUUACUAGCAUAGAAGAUCAUGACACUAGGUUAUUAACUUUAAGGAGCAGAGUUGAAUAAUUCUUGACUAUAAAAGGAGUUAAAAUUGAAUGGAAUAAUAAAGAAUGGGAAUAAGAAAUUGAAUCACUUUUUGAAUCCCGAUAUUGUAAUCCUUAUUAUAGUAAAAUUCCAUAUACUUAAUUCUAAUAUACUAAUUUUUUUGCUCUAUUAGAAAGUCCUAUGCCAAUGUUUUUGAGAAGUGUAUAGCAUCCCUGCUUUUGUUAAGUUUAUGAUGCAAAAUCUACAGAUGAUUUUAAACAAUUAUGUAAUAUCACUGACUUAAAAAAUGUAAGGAGGAUAAGAAAAUACAUUUAAUCAAUAAUAGAUAAAUUAGAAGAGUUCAGAAAUUUGAUUAUUUUAAUUGAUUCCAGAGAUUACAAUAAUUCUACUGAUGUAAUUAAUAUUUUUAAUCAACUAUCUGGAGAACUUGAUAAAAUAAUUAAUAUAGAUUUAUAGUUGAGUGAUAAAUAUAGCCCUAAAUAAGAAGGGAAGCUUAAAUUACAAAAUGAUGUUGAUAAUUAAACUGAAAAAAAUUCAAUUGCUUUUAUUGAAACCAAAACUUCAGCUAAUACCUUUACUACUAUUCAUUAAGGUAGUUUAGAUUGUAGAACAAAAAAGUAAAAGAAAAAAUAAAAAAUUUUGGAAAAAUGCUAAAUUCCAUCUACUUUUUUAAAUUACUUAGAUUCAGAAACUAAUCUUAGUUAAGAAAACAGUUCAAAUUUUGAACCAAAAUGUGAUGAUUUACUAUUUUAAUUGAAUAUAUUUGGACUUGAUCCUGAUUUUCAUAAAUAUUUAAAUAAUGAGUCCAAAUCAAUUGAAGAUAUUUAAAAAAAAAUUGAAAUUUACGAAAAAUAAUUAUAAAUUCUGGAAUAAAUUGGUUUUCCUUCUCCCUAAAUAGAUUAAGCACGAUAAAAAUAUAUUCUAUAAAAUUUUAGUGAAUUUUAUUCAAACAAAAAAACAUUAAUAGAAUAGAUUCUUUGCAGUAUUUGGGAAUCAUUAGUGAUUAAAAAUAAUGAAGUCGAUUAUGUAGAUGGUGUUAGAAAAUAAGCUUUAUAAUUAUUUUCAUCAAUUAAUUUAACCAUAGAUAAGGAAGAAUUUGAAAUUAUUUUAAAUAAUUGCUAUGAAAAAUAAGCAUCUAUAUCCUCUAACAAUAAUUUUGAAAGUACCCAAUUUUCUCUUAAUAAAUUGUCCAAAAUAGUAAAUAGAUAAUUUCCAGAAUCAUUUACACUUAAAAACUGCUUGACAAGUAGAUCAGUAUUCAAAGCAAAAAGUAUUUAACCUUUGUAGUAGUAGUUUAAUAUUUAAGAAAUUAAAAAUAUCAGAUUCAUUAGGAAUUAUAUUAAAGAUUUGUUAUUAAACCUUGAGAAGUUGGUGCAAUUCAAAAAUAAGUUAGUCAAAACAAAAAAUAAUAAAAACCAGGAUUAAUUGUUUAUUAGAGAAUUCAAUAAACUUGAAUAGAUUCAUCAAAAAGAUGUAGUAAAUAGAAAACUAAGAUAAUAAUAUUAGAAGAUUGAAAAGCCAGAAACCGAUGAAAAGUUUAUUUUAAUUGAUGAAAAAGAAUAAUUAGAUUAAUUAGAUUAAUAUUUUGAUUGUAACAAUAAAAAAUAUCAAAAUGAAAUUGAAAUAGAAGAUGAUAUUAUUUUUAUAGAUGAAGAUUCAGUAAAAUUAGAAUAAGACAACCAAAGUAUAAGUGUUUAAAAACAAUAGAAGAAUAUAGUUGAGGUAAAUUUAAAAUUAGAAGCUCCAACUGGAGUAGAAUAGGUAUAAUAAAAAUAAUAACCAAAAUAAUAAUAAAAAUAAUAGUUAUUAUGUGAAGAUUUAAUUUCUCCUGUUUAAAGAAAUUAUUUUCAUGAAUAUUAAUCACCUAAUUUUUUUAACUCUCCAUGUUUUAAUUAUUGUUCACCAUUAGCAAAUUAAUAAAUAUUUUUUUGUCAUCCUGAAUUUGAUUAACAAGAAAUAGAAUCGCCUGGUCGAUAAAUAUAAUAAUUUCAAUCUCAUCAUAACUUCAAUUGA
This is a messenger RNA of Paramecium sonneborni, 2331 nucleotides long. The record is from the annotation of a GenBank genome assembly. Lineage: Eukaryota; Ciliophora; Oligohymenophorea; Peniculida; Parameciidae.